CUGUGUGUGCUGUGCAUAUUGGGUAUGCUGUGUAUGUGUUGUAUGCUGUGUGUUUUGUGAUGUGUGCUGUAUGUGUUGUAUGCUGUGUGUGGUGUGUGGUGUGUACUGUGUGUUGUAUGCUGUGUGUGUUGCAUGCUGUGUGUUGUGUGUUCUGUGUGUGCUGCGUGUACUGUGUGUUGUAUGUGCUGUAUGUGUGCUAUGUGCUGUGUGUGCUGUGUGUUAUGUGCUGUGUGUGUGCUGGGUGCUGGGUGUUGGUGUGUGCUGUGUGUGCUGGGUGUGUGUUGUGUGUGCUGUGUGUUGUGUGCUGGGUGUGUGCUGUGUGCUGUGUGUGUGUUGUGUGUGCCAUGUGCUGUGUGCUGUGUGUGCUGUGCUGUGUGUGUGCUGUGUGUGUGUGUUGUGUGUGCCGUGUGUUGUGUGCUGUGUGUGCUGUGUGUGGUGUGUGCUGUGUGUGUGUUGUGUGUGCCUUGUGUUGUGUGUGGUGUGUGGUGUGUGCUGUGUGUGUUGUGUGCUGUGUGUGCUGUGCUGUGUGCUGUGUGUGGUGUGUGUGCUGUGUGUGUGUUGUGUGUGCCUUGUGUUGUGUGUGGUGUGUGGUGUGUGCUGUGUGUGCUGUGUGUGCUGUGUGUUGUGUGCUGUGUGUGCCGUGUGUUGUGUGCUGUGUGCUGUGUGUGACGUGUGUUGUGUGCUGUGUGCUGUGUGUGCUGUGUGUGUGGGGAGGCGGGUGGAGAGAGACUGGCCUGCCCAUGUCCCGGGGGUCCUGCUCUCCCCUGGGCCCCCCCGCCCGCCCCCACGGGGCUUUGACCUUCGCUGUCCAGCCGAGCCUGAGCCUCAGCCCCCCAGCUGCCCGGCUCUGCAGGGGGCUCCUGCCCGGCCCCUCCUGCCCGCCCCGCUGGGGGGCUCGGCCCCAUUGCCGAGAGGCGUGGCCAGGCCGGGCCCUCGCGCCACCUGUCCGGCCUCCCCGAGCCAGGACUGGACGGACGGACGGUCCCCGCAGCCUCGCCCCGCCCUCCAGGUCAGUGUCGCGCUCGGGGACGGGGACUUGGUCGCGGGCAGGCGGGUGAGGGACAGUGCGGGCGGGUGA
Sorex araneus (European shrew) is the source of this 1078-nucleotide messenger RNA. Its product is annotated as keratin-associated protein 5-5-like. Bases 71 to 1078 code for a protein of 335 amino acids. The transcript is spliced from 2 exons. NCBI's taxonomy places the organism in Eukaryota, Metazoa, Chordata, Mammalia, Eulipotyphla, Soricidae. The record is from RefSeq and is a predicted model, not a curated record.